ACAUCAUAGUUGGUUGUAUUGGCAACAUCGCUUCACUUUCCGCUAACUUCAGAGUAUAGUUUCUUUUCUUUUACUUGUCUUAUAGGACACGAACAUGGCUACCGGAAAGAAGAAGACGAGGAAGUUAAGAGGACACGUAAGCCACGGUCAUGGUCGUAUUGGUAAACAUCGUAAGCAUCCCGGUGGUCGCGGUAAUGCCGGUGGUCUUCAUCACCACAGAAUCAACUUUGACAAAUACCAUCCUGGGUACUUCGGAAAGUUAGGUAUGCGUAACUACCAUGUAAAGAAGAAUAGCAAAUGGUGCCCCAUUAUAAAUUUAAAUACAUUAUGGAGUCUUGUAAGUGAAGAAACAAGGUUGAAGUACAAAAACGACAAAGAGGGAAAGGCACCAGUCAUCGAUGUUGUACAACACGGAUUCCAUAAGGUAUUAGGAAAAGGUACGCUUCCUAAUCAACCUGUGAUUGUGAGAGCGAAACUCUUCUCCAAGCUUGCAGAAAGUAAAAUUAAAGCAGCUGGGGGAGCUUGCGUAUUACGUGCAUAAUUUUUAUAUUAAUAAACCACUUAAUAUACCUA
Molecule: messenger RNA, 573 nt
Organism: Photinus pyralis (common eastern firefly)
Lineage: Eukaryota; Metazoa; Arthropoda; Insecta; Coleoptera; Lampyridae
Gene: RpL27A
Product: 60S ribosomal protein L27a
Exons: 5
Coding region: 95-541 (148 amino acids)
Biological process (GO): translation
Cellular component (GO): ribosome; cytosolic large ribosomal subunit
Molecular function (GO): structural constituent of ribosome
Source: RefSeq, a predicted model, not a curated record